This is a messenger RNA of Rhea pennata, 3276 nucleotides long. It is a transcript of the gene PDE6H, whose product is annotated as phosphodiesterase 6H. Lineage: Eukaryota; Metazoa; Chordata; Aves; Rheiformes; Rheidae. The transcript has 4 exons. Gene Ontology annotation, molecular function: cGMP binding; 3',5'-cyclic-nucleotide phosphodiesterase activity. The record is from RefSeq and is a predicted model, not a curated record. Gene Ontology annotation, biological process: positive regulation of G protein-coupled receptor signaling pathway; visual perception; positive regulation of epidermal growth factor receptor signaling pathway. Gene Ontology annotation, cellular component: photoreceptor outer segment membrane. Bases 382 to 639 code for a protein of 85 amino acids.
AUUAGAUAUAAUUAGCAUUUGGAUGCAAGCAAGGCUCUUACUCAGUGGAUUAAACUCUGGACUGAGCAGAAAUGCUGUCAGCAACAAUUAGCUAACACCUUGUCAGAGGAAGGGGCAGAUGAAACGUGUGGAAGAACAUCUUGUUGCUCAGCAGCCUUUGUGUCUAUAGCUAACAGCACUCAUCCAGGAGCUGCAUCCCAGUGCUGGUGGCAGCAGAGGAGCUUUGGUGACAGUCUGGGAAGGCAGAAGAGAGCACCACAGGAGGAGACCCAGUCUCACUGAACACUUAUCAAGCCAUCAGGUGUGGUACCAAGGACUACACAACUACUCAGACCGAGGGACCUGAGAGAGGAGUGUCCCAACACACGCAGCAGCUCAGCGAUGAGUGAGAACCCCCCUGCCACUCUGAACACUGCAGAUGCUCCAACUGGUCCUACCACACCGCGCAAGGGGCCCCCCAAGUUCAAGCAGAGACAGACAAGACAGUUCAAGAGCAAGCCUCCUAAAAAAGGAGUAAAAGGGUUUGGAGACGACAUCCCAGGCAUGGAGGGACUGGGGACAGAUAUCACAGUGAUUUGUCCAUGGGAAGCUUUCAGCCACCUGGAACUGCACGAGCUGGCCCAGUUUGGGAUCAUCUAAAGCCCCAGCAUCUCUCCUACUGUCACAUGGUGACUCCACAAAUCCCAGCAUGGUCUUCAUCACCUUUGACACUUACUUUUGGCCCUUACACCCAUCUGCUGACAUUUUACUGCUCAUGGGCGAAGUGGCUUUGUAAGAGGUAGCUAUGAGCAAUUUCUUUGCAGAUCAAUUUGGCAAAGAAGUUAUUCAGGAUCUUGAACAGAUCAUGUGCUUCAUGUGAUGAAACUACUGAAAAUGUCUCAAUGCCUCCCUGUAAAAUAGCAAGUCUUCUCUCACUGCUGCAGAUCUUUGUGGGUAUGGAGAAAAUGGGAUACUGCAUUUGAAUUUUUUCCUUUGUUAGCUGAGAGUGCAUGUAUAUCCAGACCUAAUUAGACCAAGCCUAUCUUUUUUUCUUUCUCCUCUCCCUGACAGCUUUCUAUACAGGAUUUCUGUAGGUUUGCCCCCAUGUUACCUGAGCCAUCAAUUAGUUGCUCAGAAUAUAUCUGUAGAGAACAGAAUCAGAGAGUCAUCAGUCCAGACACUAGGCCAUUUUGCAGUAGGAGGAGACAUUUCCCCAGGGGAUCACGAUAAGGAAUAUACCAGUAAGACUUACUCCAUCACCAAAAGGACUUGGAAAUAUUCCCUCUGCUGUACUACUCAUUGACUAGUCAGUGGCCAUGAGAUUCUGGCUGUUCUAAUAAUGUUAAAUGAAAACUUGAGGUGUCUGUGAUCAAUGAGUAAAUGAAUUAAUCCUACCAGUCAUUCCUCUUGUACUCAUGAGUGGUUGCAAUUUUAAAGAGACUCGCCAAAGGACAUUGCUUUCCCUCUCUUCCAGUGGGAAGCCUUCUUUGAAACACAUGUACUGUCCCCACGAUGUACAUAGUUAUAUGAGGUAUUUUCCUCCUCAGGACACAUUUGCUGUUGGUUAAGACAGAGAAUCAUUACAGGUUGUCACCAGACUGUGCCAGUAGUCCAACCUUAUCUAUUACAAUAUGCUGUUGUAUUAGUAGCUUCAUCUUCCUUGUAUUUAGCAUAGGGCAAGUCUCCCUUCAUCCCACCCACGCCAGGGAAGACCCCAAGACUCCCUGCUACCCUCACAUUAAGAAAGGGCUUUUGUUUUGUUUCGAGGCAAGCGGCAAGCAUUGCUGUAGCUUUGUGAUAUUCAUUAGAAGAGAUGAUAUUUUUAGUCAUUGUCCUCAGCUUCACAAAGCUCGUAUAAAAACAACUUCCCCUCAGUUUAUCUUUCAUGCAUUGAACAUAUUCAUGGGAGUAAGGAAUGGUUGUGGUGAGGAGAGCACGUCCUUCCUUUGUUUGUAGUCAUCUCUAGGAAAGAUCAAUCCCCACCCAUAAAGCGUUGCUCUAAAUCCAUGGCUGUGCUAUAGUUAUCAGUUACUGUCAUUCCAAAAAGAAAAGCUAGCAGUUUUAUUUUGAAAAAUAGCUUCAACACUAAAACCUAAAGGAUGUUCUUGUUGGCAGUCCAGAGUAUGGCUUUUACUUUUCAGCACUUCUGCCACUGCACACAGCAAUAAACAGAGAGGCAGUUCAGAACAGCAGCACAAUCACUGCACAUGAGUCAGGUACCAUUUGGCUAAUUGCAAUAUACAGCUAUUUCCUUUGGCAGUGACAGUCUGUCCUCUCUGCUUUCUCCUAAUUUCUCACAUCUUUCUCACCUUUUAAAGUUUUUCUUAUUUCCUUGUGUGUUCUGUGUAAAAGUGACAUUUUAUUUAGCUUUUAUUUGUAGGAGACUGAUUACAUCUUUUUUUCAAGUUCAAGUCCUAGCCCCUUCCUUUUGUGUCUAAAUAGGCAUAUUCUAUGUCAAUGCUCUUGCGCUUUCCUUCAUGUUACACUGUGCUGUGGCAAGUAAUCCUUAUUUCAUCUUUUCAGUAUGUUCUAUUCUUAUAAACUAUCUGGCAAAAUACCCAUUGGAUCCGGUUUUGGAUCAUGCAAGAAGCUUGCUGGCUGCCUCUAUUAUCACCGAGUUGUUCUGUUUUUAAGCAGGAGUAUAUAAAGAAGAAAAAUUUUGAAUUAGUCCUUUCACUCCUUUUUUCAUCCCAGGCCUUGGGAAAGCAGUAAAAAAAUAGUGAGAUUCCCUGCCCGAAGAUAAUGAGGUAUCAACAAAAUUCUCCUUAGUCCAGAGACUGAAACAUUUCAGCAAAUGGGAAGGUACUGGUGUAGUUCCACACCUCUGACUGCCAUAUUCCCUGCUCCCAUCAGAGAACUACUCAAUUCUCCUUUCUAAAACAGACUAAUAGUACACACAUACCCCAGAUUCAUGCUGGGGUACAAAGAGCUUUUUCUGAAGAUGUUCUGAGUCACCACAGCUUGUUAGUUAUUUUUAAACUUUUUUUUCUAUGCAUUGAAAGGGAUUACAUAUUUCUUGUAAGGAAUUCUGAGACUUAGAAGUGGAGUCCUAAAACGUUUUCACAAUUAUUUUGUCUGAGGUUCUGAGGAUUUUUCUAAAGAGAUAUAUUCCCUGGAACCUUAAUUUAAUUUAGUUUUUCAAGCAGUGAGAGCUGGCUGUGAUAAAAUGAAACAAGAGUAUUUAAAUGGAUCUUUGAAGUGCUUCCAUCUAUAUACAUUGUAAUACAUUGUUCUUUUACUAUAAAACAGGUCAAAAGCAACAAAAAAUAAUAAAAGUUGUUUUAAAAAUCCUAGAAA